UCCAUAUUCUGCAAAACAGGGUGCUGCAGCCACCAGGUGGGACCUCCAGCAAUCUCUUUGGAAGUCCAGAAGUGUCCUCCUCUUCCAAGUCACACAGAAUGGCCUCUAACAUAUUUGGAGCAGCUGAAGAACCUCUGAAUUUCCCAAAGAGAACAAAUCCCCCAGGUGGGAAGGACAGUGGCAUUUUUGAGGAUCAUAAACCUAAUCCAUCUCGGCAACUUACAAAUCCACCUGGAGGAAAAGCAAGCAAUAUCUUUGGGUCUCCGUCACCUGUCAGCACAGUCAAAGCACAUCCAAAUAAGCCCAAGGAUCACACCUUUAUCUUGAAUGAUAGAGGGGAUUCAUCAAAGGAAAUAAAAGUUACAGAAGACCAAAGAUCACAGGGAGAAGACCUGAGUGAGAAGAAGGAACUGCCCAAGGAGAGCACCAAAGAACCUGGCCCCAAGAUAGAUGAUCACGAGCCCAGGCUGGGGCCACGGCCGCGCUCCCACAACAAAGUCCUCAACCCCCCUGGAGGCAAAUCCAGCAUUGCAUUCUAUUAGGGAAGGCCACUCUCUCUUACCCACCCAUCCCCAACGCCCCAAGUUUUCAUUAUCAGAACCAAAAGGCUAGUUUUCUGGUGCUUGGAGGAGGAGGUACUUAGUGGUUUGGCUUAUUCAAUACAGGGCAGCAAUCAGUAUAAGCUUUUCUGCUGUUUGUUUCUAAGACAAGAUGAGUCCUGAGCUCCUGCAUUCCCUCUGCAUUCUGAACAUAAUUAAGGAAGCCUUCCUGUGACGGAUUGCAGAACACAUUCCAAUCCAGGCGUGAUGCUAAUUUUUGAUGUGCCAGUUAGGUAAUACAGCCUCGAGGGGAUUUUCUCUGGGUCUGAAAGGAAAGGAUGCUGCUGCAGCCUGCACUGAAAACGAGAGUUGUCCCUUGGUUGUCAUCUUGCAAAAAGUGAAGGAGAACCUUGCCGAGCAAGUCGGUUUUGAGAGAAAUUACAGUUGAAAUGAAUCAUGCAUGAAUCUCUUUCUGAAAGAGCUUUAAAAGCUUUCAUUUUGUGCCACUCCUCUUUUGGCUGGUUGAGUAGACAAGCAGAGUAAUGAAACAAGCGGGUUGUGUGGGGGCACAAAACAGUCUGUUGACAGAGCUAAACCAAAUCACUUAAGUUUAAAAUUAGAUCCUGAAUCCUCUCCAAGGAGGCUGUUCAGAAGCUAGUGACUAACCCU
Messenger RNA from Python bivittatus (Burmese python), 1208 nucleotides. NCBI's taxonomy places the organism in Eukaryota, Metazoa, Chordata, Lepidosauria, Squamata, Pythonidae. The record is from RefSeq and is a predicted model, not a curated record.